AUGUCUGCUAUUCCCAAUAUCCCGGAGCCAGUCCACGAGAACGGCAUAAACCACAAGACUACUCAGAACGGUACUCGCGAACAGGAUCUUGACCAACUCCUCGACGAUGCACUUCCCAAAGCCAAACGUAUAGACUCGCCUACCCAAGCAGGCUUCACAGCGACAUCUGCGAACGACACGACAGCAUCUGGAUUCGUACUUCACAACACAGUGGUCGAGAACCAACGACCCAUCAAGGUCAUUGUAGUCGGAGCAGGAUACUCGGGCAUCUACCACGGUAUCCGUAUUCCUGAGCGUCUGCGAAAUGCCGAACUGGUCAUCUACGACAAGAAUGCAGGGGUGGGAGGAACAUGGUAUGAGAACAGAUAUCCUGGAUGUGCUUGCGAUAUCCCAUCACACUCGUACCAGUACUCCUUUAACCCCAACCCAAACUGGUCAUCUAUGUACUCUCCCGCCAGCGAAAUACAAGCCUACCUCGAAAGCACGGUGAAGAAAUACAGCGUUGAUCGCUUCAUUAAACUACGCCAUGAGAUCAAGAGUUGUCGUUGGGAUGCACAAGCCUCAAGAUGGUUCGUCAUGGUCGAAGACCUAGAAACAGAGACGGAGUUCGAGGACAGCAGUGAUGUAUUGAUCAUGGCAAGAGGAGGAUUAAACCACAUUGCAUGGCCACAAAUCGACGGACUCGGGAGUUUCAAAGGAGAAAUCAUGCAUUCGGCAGCUUGGAAUCAGGACUACGACUUUACAAACAAACGCAUCGGUGUAAUCGGCAGUGGAAGCUCAGCAAUCCAAAUCAUACCUUCCCUCCAACGCCUCUCUGGAACAAAACUCUCCUGCUUCAUCCGCAGCCGCACCUGGAUCUCCCCACCCUUCGGCCAAGCAAUCCAAGACGAAUUAAAAAUGGAUGGUUUCAUCUUCAGCGAUGCCCAAAAAGAAAUCUUUGCCAACGACCCAGAAGCCUUUUUCAAGUUCCGCAUGAAGAUCGAAGAAGGCGGAAACGAAAUCCACGAUUUAACAAUGAUGGGCACGGAAAUGCAAAAAGGAGCCCAAGCACACUUUGAGGAGAAUAUGAAGAAGAGAUUGGCCAAAAAGCCAGAACUCUUUGACUGGUUAAAGCCAGAUUUCGCUCCUGGCUGUAGACGUCUGACCCCCGGUCCUGGCUUCCUAGAAGCUCUGGUGGAAGAAAACGUCGAAUUCGUGCGCGAUCGUAUAACCCACAUCCAACCCACCGGUGUAGUAACCGAAGAUGGCAAACACCACGAAAUCGACGUCUUGGUCUGCGCAACAGGUUUCCACACUGGAGCACCACCUCCCUUCCCAGUUACUGGUAUCGAUGGCAUUGCAUUGCCUGAUCAUUGGGAGCAAAGAGCAACUUCCUACCUCUCCCUCGCAACAGACAAGUUCCCAAAUCUAUUCAUGAUGCUAGGACCUAAUUCUGCAAUCGGCACUGGCUCCUUGACAAUGAUGAUAGAAAGUGUAGGCGACUACAUUGUAAAAUGCGUUCGCAAAAUUCAAAAGGAGAAUAUUGCAGCAAUGACUGUAAAGUCUGCCCGAGUGCGAGAUUUCCUCGCUUACUCGGACGAGUACUUCAAAAACACAGUCUUUAUGGACGAGUGCAAGAGUUGGUAUAGAAAGGGAAACACAGUGACAGGGUUAUGGCCUGGGUCGACAUUGCAUUGUAUAGAAGCGUUGAGGAGCCCUAGAUGGGAGGAUUAUGAUUAUGGGUAUGGAGAAGAGGAGAAUCAGAUGGCGUGGCUGGGUAAUGGGUGGAGUACGAAUCAGCUCGAAGGCAGGGAUCUGGCGUUUUAUUUGCUGCCACGCUUCCAGCAGAUUCCGACGGCGCCGCUGCCGGAGGAGAAUGCCGACUUUAAGAUACGGGCAUUUUCGCAGUAG
Messenger RNA from Aureobasidium subglaciale EXF-2481, 1890 nucleotides. RefSeq lists its product as uncharacterized. The record is from RefSeq and is a predicted model, not a curated record. Lineage: Eukaryota; Fungi; Ascomycota; Dothideomycetes; Dothideales; Saccotheciaceae. The transcript is spliced from 3 exons. Bases 1 to 1890 code for a protein of 629 amino acids.